CAAUCGUGGAGAGCGCAUCGACAACCCACAACUCAACCGCACGCGGGCCCCACCCCCUCCCUCCCCCCUGAUCGCUGUGUUUCAGCUCCCCACACCUCAAUCCCUAGCUGCUGCACUGCCCACGGCCCCACGCGCACGCGUUUAGCACCUACUAUACGCGCCAAGCACGCCGUCUCGAAGCUACCCACCAAACCUGCAGACUAGAGACACAAUGGCCCAGCCCGGAAUGAAGACACUUCUGGACCAGCUGUGUGACAACGAAAUCGACCGUGAGCGUCGCAUGGCCGCCUUGAGAGCGUGCGAUGGGCUCCUGCAACUCAUGAUGCGCAUGGUCAAGGACGGGGUCAAAUACGGCACGCAGGACGCGGACUUGAAGGCGCAGCUGCGUUCCAUCAACCACUGCCUGAAGAGCAUCCGGCCGCCCGUCAACCCCGCGCAUCCGAUCGACCUGCGUGUUCUCGCGACGAUGGACCGUCUGGUGGAUCAAUGCCUGAUGCUGUUGAGGAUUAACGGCAUCCACGGCGACGAGUUGAUCGAAUGGCAGCUCGAGUCGGCUGCGCUGCCGAAAGAAACGCGGUUCGCGGUAAAGAACUUGCAUGGAUUACUCAUGUUCGCGCUCCACGUCAACGAGGUCUACCCGCUCAGGCACUACGUCACGAAGAACGCGGUUGAAACCGCGAUUAAACGUGCGGUCGAGAUCAGAACUCCGGAAGCGAAGAUUGUGGCCAAACAGAUGGCAAGCGUUCUGGUGGUGCUCAAGGCGAUGUGGCUGGAAAUUAACAGGCCAAGAUCGCUUGUGAAGGUAUCGCGUUUCACCUCCCUUCCCGAGAGCCCGGUUCUGGAGGAUCUUAAGAAUUGGUACAACAAGCUGUAUCCUCCUCUGCCGCCGAAAACACCACCACCACCAAAGCCAACGCCGACUCCCGGUCGGACGUGGGAAGCCGCUCCAGACACCACCGAAGAUACCGAAGGGUUUGUGCCGUUCAUGAAGGUGAUCCAGUGGUACUCUCUAUCGCACAGCGUCAUCGGCCAGAAGGACGCGCCCCCCCUCAAUCCCCACGUGAAAGAGAUCGUCGAUAAGUACUUCCCGCCCAACAGCAAGUCAUCGUAGUUACUUACCGGAUCGCAUACCGUUACGUUUGGUAAUUGGAGACGAUUAGAUGUACUUACAUUUAAGCUUGAUGGACUGGUCUGAGUGCUCUAAGAUUACCUACAAAGCUCAUGGUUUGUCCUGUCAAGACUCACGGAGGACAGCUUGAUUCGUUCCUGCCCUGCAGAAUUCGAACACCACAACCUAAAGAAUACCAUGACUUGUCUCUCGUUUGUAAUCUGUCUGUUUCCCAUGAGGAAGCUGUCUCAGCUGCGAUGGCUGAGCACAUAUCAUGCAUGAAACGGAAC
Molecule: messenger RNA, 1398 nt
Organism: Tricharina praecox
Lineage: Eukaryota; Fungi; Ascomycota; Pezizomycetes; Pezizales; Pyronemataceae
Exons: 3
Coding region: 212-1111 (299 amino acids)
Source: RefSeq, a predicted model, not a curated record